Fundulus heteroclitus (mummichog) is the source of this 2296-nucleotide messenger RNA. RefSeq names its product pollen-specific leucine-rich repeat extensin-like protein 3. The transcript has 3 exons. Bases 26 to 1924 code for a protein of 632 amino acids. Lineage: Eukaryota; Metazoa; Chordata; Actinopteri; Cyprinodontiformes; Fundulidae. The record is from RefSeq and is a predicted model, not a curated record.
UCCAUCAAUCAAAAAGUGACAGAAGAUGGGUACUAUCGUCUCUCGGGUUCGUAUGUCAACGUCACUGCCAUAUUGUAUGUGGCAGAAAGGAGGAAACCCCGCGUCGUGUCAGGCUGACGCCCCGCAUUCCUCCCGCGAGGGUCAGCCACCGUCGCCGACUCAUCUUUUUGCUUCCCUUCACUGCCGCCCAACAACCUUCACCCCGGCUCCGAGGAAUCCGACCGCACCUCCUCCGCCCGGCAAGCAGCAGCCUCUCAUCGGCCGGUCUGCGGGGAAAGCAGGGGCGUAUAAAGGAAAUCUCAGGAUGGUGCCCACGCCCCUGCAGCAGCCCCAGUUCAGCCACUCCGAAAUGGAUAAUUGGGAUGACCAGCCUCCUUUAGUUCCACACUGUCCUAGAGCGCCUCAUGUGGAGGAAUCCAGUCUGUGGGACUUCUUCUAUGGAGACAGAGAUGAUCUGUUCCCCAGCUGGACCGUUCCUGCUGCGCACGUCACGGCCAAAGCCUGCGUGGGUGCGCACAUGCCUUCACCGGCCAGACCUAGGGCUCCUGCUGCGCACGCCACGGCCAAAGCCUGCGUGGGUUUGCACGUACCCUCAUCGACCUUCGCCUCUGCUGCUGUCUCCACCGCGGCCUCACCACCAGCAUCAGUCUCCGCAUCGCAGUCUGGCUUCCCCCGGCCCAGACGCCGGGCUCGCCGGCACAGAACCUCCCUUGAGGCCCAGCCAGACGCGUUUGUCUCCAAGUUCUCUGCUCCGCCGGCCGCAGAAGACAGCCCAGUCCCGCCGGCCGCUAAAGUAAGCGCAAUCCCACUGGCCGACGCUGAAGAUCCCCCUGCACACGCCACGGCCCAAGCCUGUGUGGGUGUGCACGUACCUGUACAGCCGGCCGAAGAAAGCUCUGUCCCGCCGGCCAUCCAAGGUCCUGCUCCACCCGCCACGGCCAAAGCCUGCAAGGGUGUGCACGUCCCGCCGCCGGCCUUCGCUGACAUCCCGCCGCCGCUGGCCUUCGCUGACGUCCCGCCGCCGCCGGCCUUCGCUGACGUCCCGCCGGCCUUCGCUGUUGUCCCGCCACAGUCCGAGGCCGCCGACGCUCUCAAGUCCCGGGAGGGGUUCCAGGGGGACCCGCCUCUCUUCCACGACGCUCCCGAGUUCUGCGAGGCGGUCCAGGAGGACCCGCCUCCCUUCCACGACGCUCCCGAGUUCUGCGAGGCGGUCCAGGAGGACCCGCCUUCCUUCCACGACGCUCCCGAGUUCUGCGAGGCGGUCCAGGAGGACCCGCCUCCCUUCCACGACGCUCCCGAGUUCUGCGAGGCGGUCCAGGGGGACCCGCCUCCAGUCUCCGCUCCCCAGUCCGGCGAGGCGGUCCAGGGGGACCCGCCUCCAGUCUCCGCUCCCCAGUCCGGCGAGGCGGUCCAGGGGGACCCGCCUCCCUUCCACGACGCUCCCGAGUUCUGCGAGGCGGUCCAGGGGGACCCGCCUCCAGUCUCCGCUCCCCAGUCCGGCGAGGCGGUCCAGGGGGACCCGCCUCCAGUCUCCGCUCCCCAGUCCGGCGAGGGUCCUGCUCUGGAACUCCACGUCUGGCAGACCGGGAUGAGGCUCCGUCACCAACCGCCUGAGACCCUGCUUCGCCGCCGCCGAGGUCGCCCUCCGCGACGCCCGCCGAGGACCCUGCUGCUUCGCCGCCGCCGAGGUCGCCCUCCGCAACGCCCGCCGAGGACCCUGCUGCUUCGCCGCCGCCGAGGUCGCCCUCCGCGACGCCCGCCGAGGACCCUGCUGCUUCGCCGCCGCCGAGGUCGCCCUCCGCGACGCCCGCCGAGGACCCUGCUGCUUCGCUGCCGCCGAGGUCGCCCUCCGCGACGCCCGCCGAGGACCCUGCUGCUCCCAAGCCACCGUUUUGAGCCACCUGAACUCUUUAUUGGACUCUAGCCCGCCGUCCUAGACCCCCUCCACCCGCCCUGGCCGGGUUGUUUUCCCUUUCUGAUUGGACACUAGUGGGCGUCUGGGAUCCGCCCUUAAGGGGGGGGUAAUGUCAGGAUCCUGUGUUGUGUUUCUGUUGAUUGGACUCACCUGUGUUUAAUUAUCCCCGUUGUGUGUGCACGUAUAUAAGUUGCCUCUGUUUGUUUCCCCAUCGUCGGGUCAUUCUGUGAUCACCCUCUGCGUCCUCCUGAGGUUUCCCCGUGCUGUUGCUGCCAGAGGUCUUGUAAGUUUAGUUUUCAUUAAAUAUCUUUUGUUUAACCCCAUGCGCCUGCCUCUGCCUCGUUGCCGCCUAGGUCCUCGCCUCCACAAUCCUGACAGUGU